This is a messenger RNA of Helianthus annuus (common sunflower), 4485 nucleotides long. Its product is annotated as protein NAP1. The record is from RefSeq and is a predicted model, not a curated record. Gene Ontology annotation, cellular component: SCAR complex. Bases 224 to 4369 code for a protein of 1381 amino acids. NCBI's taxonomy places the organism in Eukaryota, Viridiplantae, Streptophyta, Magnoliopsida, Asterales, Asteraceae. The transcript is spliced from 24 exons. Gene Ontology annotation, biological process: cell migration; cell projection assembly; cell morphogenesis.
AGGCAGUGGAGGGUGGUUAUGGCACUCGGCUGGUCGGCAUCAUCAAGCCACCUCAAAAUCCGGGUAAGUGCUGCGCACAGCACAAUUCAUCAUUACCUCAACAAACUCAUUAUCAACUCCCUACACUUCUUCUACUACUUCCCCCUCCCCUUCAUUCCUCCUCAAUAUUCCAGAUCUGACUCUCUCUUUUCAAGAUAAAUCGAAAUUGGAUUACACCAAAGCCAUGCAAAUGCCAAAAUCUAGACUAAACGUAUCAGCACAAGAAGCUUUAUCGACUUCCCCUAGAGCAAGGGAGGUUGAAGGUCCUUCAAGAUGGAGUGAAUACUUGAGUCAAGAAAUGGGAACUCCAAUGCCUUCUAGAACCUCCCGGAACAACGGGUCAGAAGUAUCAUUUCAGCUUCCUGGAGUAUCACACAAGGGACUGAACAUGCAAUGGGUAUAUCAGCUUACACAAGUCGCACAAGGACUCAUGGCUAAAAUCUACAGAUUGAACCAAAUCUUGGAUUAUCCGGAUGCAGUAGGUCAUGUAUAUUCUGAAGCGUUUUGGAAAGCGGGUGUGUUCCCGAAUUGUCCAAAGAUAUGUAUAUUGCUUUCGAAGAAGUUUCCAGAACAUCAUAGUAAAUUGCAGCUUGAACGUGUUGAUAAAGUUGCUUUGGAUGCCUUAAAUGAUCAGGCUGAAGUUCACUUACAAAGCUUAGAACCAUGGAUUCAGCUACUUCUUGAUAUGAUGGCAUUUCGAGAACAAGCUCUGCGACUCAUAUUGGAUCUCAGCAGCACUGUCAUUACCCUUUUGCCCCAUCAGAACUCUCUUAUCUUACACGCGUUUAUGGAUCUCUUUUGUUCAUUUGUCCGUGUUAAUCUCUUUGCUGAGAAGUUGCCAAGAAAAAUGUUGCUCCAGAUGUAUAACCUCUUCCAUGCCAUGUUGAGAAAUGACCGAGACUGUGAUUUUUAUUACAGGUUGGUUCAGUUUAUAGAUGCAUAUGAUCCACCUUUGAAGGGGUUGCAUGAAGACCUGAAUUUUGUUAGUCCUCGCAUUGGUGAGGUCUUGGAGGCUGUGGGUCCCAUUAUAUUUCUGUCUACAGAUACACGAAAGCUUAGAAAUGAGGGUUUUCUUAGUCCUUUUCAUCCUCGUUAUCCUGACAUCCUCACAAACUCUGCACAUCCGAUGAGGGCUCAAGAUUUAGCAAAUGUAACUUCUUAUAGGGAAUGGGCACUAUUUGGCUAUCUUGUCUGUCCUGACGAGCUUCUUAGAGUAACCAGCAUUGAUAUUGCUAUGGUUGUACUAAAGGAAAAUUUAGUUCUUACUUUGUAUAGGGAUGAGUAUAUAUCGUUGCAUGAGGACUAUCUGUUAUAUGUAUUGCCACGAAUAUUGGAAUCAAAGAAAAUGGCAAAAUCUGGGCGUACGAAGCAAAAGGAAGCAGAUUUGGAAUAUAGUGUCGCAAAGCAAGUUGAGAAAAUGAUAAGUGAAGUGCACGAGCAAGCAGUUAUAUCCUGUGAUGCAAUUCAUCAUGAGAGGAGAAUAUUAUUAAAGCAAGAGAUUGGAAGGAUGGUUCUCUUCUUUACUGACCAACCUAGUUUAUUGGCUCCUAAUAUUCAGAUGGUAUUUUCUGCAUUGGCAUUGGCACAAAGUGAAGUGUUAUGGUACUUUCAACAUGUUGGAAUUAGUUCAUCAAAAUCAAAGACUAAUCGUAUAGUAGCAGUAGAAAUAAAUGCAAGUGAUCCUACUAUAGGGUUCUUGCUAGAUGGAAUGGACCGCCUUUGCUGUCUUGUACGCAAAUAUAUCGCAGCGGUUAGAGGAUAUGCUUUAUCUUAUCUAUCAUCAUCAGCGGGUCGGAUUCGGUUUUUGCUCAACACGCCUGGCAUGGUGGCACUUGACCUCGACUCCACUCUGAAAGGACUUUUUCAAAAAAUCGUUGAACAUCUUGAGAAUAUUCCAAAACCACAGGGUGAAAAUAUCUCUGCUAUUACAUGUGAUCUAUCGGAAUUACGUAAAGACUGGUUAUCAAUUCUGAUGAUUGUUACAUCCGCCCGUUCGUCUAUUAACAUUAGACAUUUGGAGAAAGCGACAGUGUCUACUGGAAAAGAAGGAUUGUUAUCCGAAGGGAAUGCUCUAUACAAUUGGUCCAGAUGUGUUGAUGAACUUGAAUCUCAGCUUUCAAAACACGGGAGUCUGAAAAAGCUAUACUUCUACCAUCAACAUCUUACAACUGUUUUCAGGAAUACGAUGUUUGGACCCGAAGGGCGCCCCCAACAUUGCUGUGCAUGGCUCGGUGUGGCUAGCAGCUUUCCGGAAUGUGCCUCUACGAUUAUUCCCGAAGAGCUAACUAGAAUCGGUCGAGAUGCUGUUUUAUACGUCGAGUCCCUAAUCGAGUCCAUUAUGGGAGGGUUGGAAGGUUUAAUCAACAUCCUUGAUUCAGAAGGAGGUUUUGGUUCUUUGGAGAUGCAGCUUCUGCCAGAGCAGGCGGCGAUUCUCAUGAACAUGACAUCUAGACUUUCGAUUCCUUCUGCAAAAUCUCCGAGGGGCGUAUCCGGUAUGCAUUUGCCAGGCUAUGAAAGUUAUCCUGAAAAUAAUAACUCCAUUAAGAUGUUGGAAGCUGCCAUGCAAAGGCUAACAAAUCUUUGCUCGGUUUUGAAUGAUAUGGAGCCUAUAUGUGUUUUAAAUCACGUAUUCGUCUUGAGAGAGUACAUGAGAGAAUGCAUUCUCGGGAACUUCAGGAGAAGGCUGCACGCUGUAUUAAAAUCAGAUACUGAUCUUCAACGUCCCACCGUUCUCGAAUCGCUAAUCCGUAGACACGUAAGCAUAAUCCACCUGGCAGAGCAACACAUCAGCAUGGACCUCACACAGGGUAUGCGUGAAGUCCUAUUGACCGAGUCCUUCUGUGGGCCCGUUUCAUCUUUACACACAUUUGAUAAACCCGCUGACCAACACACCGGGUCUGCCAUUGACGCUGUAUGCAACUGGUACGUUGAGAACAUCGUGAAAGACGUUUCGGGAGCCGGGAUCCUCUUUGCACCACUUCAUAAAUGCUUUAAAAGUACGAGGCCCGUUGGCGGUUAUUUCGCAGAGGCGGUAACCGACCUUAAGGAACUACAAGCUUUUGUCCGUACGUUUGGCGGCUAUGGAGUUGAUCGACUUGACAGGAUGAUGAAAGAACAUACCGCCGCCCUUUUGAACUGCAUCGACACGUCACUGAGGGCAAAUCGGGAAGCGUUAGAGGCGGUUUUGGGCAGCAUUCACUCAGGUGACCGUAUAGAACGAGAAGCGAAUGUACGACAGAUAAUCGAUGUGGAAACGGUUAUUGGGUUCUGUAUUCAAGCGGGUCAAGCUAUUGCUUUUGACUCUCUUUUAGCAGAAGCUGGCGGAGCCGUUCUUGCUGAAGGUGCACCAUUGAUACACUCGUUAUUAACUGCCGUGUCAACACAUUUACCCGUUGAAAUACCGGAGAAAAAAGAAAUUCGGAGGAUGAGACGGGUGGCUAACGGUGUUGGGGUGGUGGCCGAUCAUGAUUCUCAAUGGGUUAGAGAAAUAUUGGAAGACGUUGGCGGCGCAAGUGAUAAUUCAUGGGGUUUGUUACCGUACUUAUUUGCGACGUUUAUGACUUCUAACAUAUGGAAUACUACGGCCUUUAAUGUCGAUACGGGUGGGUUCAACACUAAUAUUCACUGUUUGGCAAGGUGUAUUUCUGCUGUGAUUGCUGGAAGUGAGCUAGUUAGAGUUGAAAGAGAAUAUCGACAGCGACGGUUGUAUUCAAACGGCCAUGCUGGCGAUACUGCGGAGCCUGAAAUGCCGGAUUACGCGUCUGUUGAGUCAAACAUAAAGUCAACUAUACACCUUUUUGUCAAAAUAUCUGCAGGGAUUGCACUGGAUUCUUGGAAUGAAAUCGACAGGUCUCAUAUGGUGGCAAAGUUGAUAUUUCUGGACCAGUUAUGUGAAAUCUCUCCAUACCUACCACGAACUACACUUGAAAUGCACGUUCCUUAUGCGAUUCUCCGGUCCAUAUACAGUCAAUACUAUGGAAAUUCCCCUUCUAACCCUCUGGCACUUCUAAGUAUAUCACCACGCAGUUCGCCAGCUGUGUCGGUGGGUCAUGCUUCACCUGCCAUUAGGCAUCCUUAUGGCGACUCAACGCCACAAUCGAGCCAUGAUUCAGGUUACUUCAAGCCUGGAUCAGCACACGGUCAAGAUCAGCCCUAUGACGGGCAUGCGCGUCAAGAUCACAAACAUAGAAAUGGGAGACGGUCUGGUCCGUUGGAUUAUAGUUCCAGCCAAAAAGUGAAGUCAGUCGAGGGCUCGACAUCUGGCAGCCGAGGUCCCAGUCCGUUGCCAAGAUUCGCUGUUUCAAGAUCGGGUCCCAUAUCUUACAAAUAGAGCCGUUGUUGUAAUACAAAUUCAAUGUAUGUGCUAUCCUCAUACCAGUGUCUACUUUGAAUGAACAAGUUGGUGAAUUUUAGUUUUAUUCAAUUAAUGAUGCCUUUAUUUUGUUA